Pristis pectinata (smalltooth sawfish) is the source of this 5536-nucleotide messenger RNA. RefSeq names its product Golgi apparatus protein 1-like. The record is from RefSeq and is a predicted model, not a curated record. Gene Ontology annotation, cellular component: Golgi membrane. Lineage: Eukaryota; Metazoa; Chordata; Chondrichthyes; Rhinopristiformes; Pristidae. Gene Ontology annotation, molecular function: fibroblast growth factor binding.
AGAUGGCGGCGUGUGGACGUGGGAGCUCGGUGUUGGCGGCGGCGGCUGCUGAUGGCCGGCGAUGGCUGCGGGCCCUGCAUUGUAUGCGGGCGGCGGCGAUGGCGCUUAUUCUUCUCUGUCCCUGCGUCUGCAAUGCGGAAGGGCAGGCGAUGUCGGAUCAUUUACCGGAGUCGAGGCAGAUAGAAGUGGGGAAUCGGGCCCCGGUGCAGCAGCAGCAGCCGCCGCAGGGCCCGGGGCAGUCCCAGGGCCUCCCGUUCCAACCUCCGGGCCGGCCUGUGUUCCAGCCCCCGCGGAAGAACAUCUGGCGGAUUUCGGAGGACCCGGCGUGUCACGAAGAUGUGGUCCGCAUCUGCCCCAAACACACCUGGCAGAACAAUUUUGCAGUGCUCGAGUGCUUGCAGGACGUGAGGGAGGCAGAUGACGAAAUUUCCUCUGACUGCAACCAUCUGUUGUGGAACUAUAAAUUUAACCUGACAACUGACCCUAAAUUUGAAGCUGCAGCAGGCGAAGUUUGCAAAACUACCCUGAGUGAAGUGAAGGAGUGUGCUGAGCAAGAACCAGGAAAAGGCUAUGUAAUUUCCUGCUUGAUUGAGCAUCGUACAAACAUAACUGAAUACCAGUGUCGUCAGUUCAUAACCAAAAUGACAGCUAUCAUCUUCAGUGAUUACCAACUCAUCUGUGGCUUUAUGGACAGUUGCAAGAAUGACAUCAACCAACUCAAAUGUGGAAGCAUUCGGCCUGGUGAAAAGGAUGUACAUUCACAGGGGGAGGUGGUAUCCUGUUUGGAAAAGGCCUUAGUUAAUGAAGAAAAGGUGAUUUCUGAAAACUGUAAGAAGGCCAUCCUGCGUGUAGCAGAACUAUCCUCUGAUGACUUCCACCUGGACAGACACCUGUACCUUGCCUGCAGAGAUGAUCGGGAACGAUUCUGUGAAGAUAUUCAGGGUGGUGAGGGGCGAGUGUACAAGUGCCUUUUCAACCACAAGUUUGAAGAUGCAAUGAGUGAUCAGUGUCGUGAGGCACUUACAACAAGACAGAAGCUAAUUGCUCAGGAUUACAAAGUGAGUUACUCCCUGGCCAAGGCGUGCAAGACUGACCUCCGGAAAUAUCGGUGCAACGCAGAGAACUUGCCGCGUGCCCGUGAGGCUCGACUCUCCUACUUGCUGCUCUGUCUGGAAUCUUCUGUGCACCGGGGUCGACAGGUGAGCGGUGAGUGCCAGGGAGAAAUGCUGGAUUACCGCAGAAUGCUGAUGGAGGAUUUCUCACUAAGCCCAGAGAUUGUUCUUAAUUGUCGCACUGAGAUUGAACUCCACUGUUCAGGGCUGCACCGAAAGGGACGGACGUUGCACUGCCUGAUGAGGCUAGGGCGAGGGGACAAGGGCAGUUUGGGGCAGAACUGCCAGCAGGCGCUUCAGACCCUAAUUCAAGAAACGGACCCUGGUGCAGACUACCGCAUUGAUCGAGCAUUGAAUGAAGCCUGUGAGUCAGUCAUCCAAACAGCUUGCAAACACAUCCGCAAUGGAGAUCCCAUGAUCCUCUCGUGUCUGAUGGAGCAUCUGUACACAGAAAAGAUGGUGGAGGAGUGUGAGCAUCGCCUACUUGAGUUGCAGUACUUCAUUUCCCGUGACUGGAAGCUGGAUCCUGUUCUUUAUCGUAAGUGCCAGGGUGAUGCUUCAAGGCUGUGCCACACCCAGGGUUGGAAUCAAACUAGCGAGAUGCUACCCCCUGGAGCAGUAUUUUCUUGCCUGUAUCGUCACGCCUAUCGUACAGAGGAGCAAGGUCGCAGGUUAUCCAGAGACUGCAGAGCAGAGAUUCACGGAUUCUUCAUCAACGAAGCCUUGGAUGUGAAGUUGGAGCCUGGAUUACAAGAGCGCUGCAUAAUAGACCUUGGCAAAUGGUGCAGUGAGAAGACAGAAUCCUGGACCAGUUACUUCAUGUUUGCCAUGAAAGGAGCUGAGUGUCUCCAGGACCAUCUUGACGACUUGGCAGUAGAUUGCAGGGUUGUGGGUAACUUGACAGAGCUGGAAUCAGAGGAUAUUCAGAUUGAAGCACUGCUGAUGAGAGCCUGUGAUCCUGUUAUUCAGAUAUAUUGUCAUGAGUUAGCAGAUAAUCAGAUUGAUAGUGGGGACCUGAUGGAGUGCCUGGUUCAAAAUAAACACCAGAAGGAGAUGAACGAGAAGUGUGCUGUUGGAGUCACACAUUUCCAAUUGAUUCAAAUGAAAGAUUUCCGUUUCUCAUACAAGUUUAAGAUGGCAUGUAAAGAAGAUGUAUUGAAGUUGUGCCCAAACAUCAAGAAAAAAGUGGAUGUUGUGUUCUGUCUGAGCACCACAGUACGAAAUGACACACUCCAGGACAACAAGGAACAACGCGUCUCCAUUAAAUGCCGGAAACAGUUGCGUGUGGAAGAAUUAGAAAUGACUGAGGACAUUCGCUUAGAGCCUGAGCUCUAUGUGUCCUGCAAAACGGACAUUGAAAAGUACUGUCAGAAUGUUCCAUUCGGGAAUGCACAGGUAGUUGAGUGUCUAAAAGAUGCCAAGAAGUUUCUGUCCAACCGCUGUCAUGACAAAAUCUUCAAACUACAGGAGACAGAAAUGAGUGACCCUGAGCUGGACUAUACCCUCAUGAGAGUCUGCAAACAAAUGAUUAAGCGUUAUUGUGCUGAUGCUGAUUCAAAGAACGUGCUCCAAUGCCUGAAGCAGAAUAAGAACGCUGAACUUAUGGACCCCAAAUGCAAGCAGAUGAUCACCAAACGGCAAAUCACACAGAACACAGAUUACCGUUUAAAUCCAGUCCUGAGGAAAGCUUGCAAAGCUGAUAUCCCUAAAUUCUGCCAAUCCGUUUUGAACACCGUAAAAGAUGGCAAAGAACUGGAGGGUCAGGUUGUUUCCUGUCUGAAAAUGAAAUACGCUGACCAGCGUUUGUCUUCAGAUUGUGAAGAUCAGAUCCGUGUAAUUAUCCAGGAGUCAGCUCUGGACUACAGGCUGGACCCUCAGCUGCAGAUACACUGCACUAAAGAGAUUAACACAUUGUGCGCAGAGGAAGCGGCUGCACAAGAACAGACUGGCCAGGUAGAGGAAUGUCUGAAAAUCAACCUGCUGAAGAUUACAGGAGAUGCCUGCAAAAGGGAGGUGCUGAACAUGUUGCAAGAGAGCAAAGCCGACAUCUUUGUGGACCCUGUGCUUCAUGCAGCCUGCGGCCUAGAUAUCAGACACCAUUGUGCUUCCAUCCUUCCUGGCAAAGGACGCCAAAUGUCAUGUUUGCUUGAAGCACUGGAAGAUAAAACAGUGAGAUUGCAACCAGACUGCAAAAAGAGAUUACAAGAUCGUCAGGAAAUGUGGAGUUAUGCAGCAAAGGUUGCCCCAGCUGAGGGUUUUGCAGACCUAGCCUAUCAAGUUAUGACAUCUCCAUCCAAAAAUUACCUGAUGGGCUUCUUGGCGUUGGGAGUGUGCGUCCUAUUUCUACUGGGCAUGACCUGCGGCAGGAUCACCAAACGAGUGACACGGGAGCUGAAGGAUAGGUAGAGCAUGGUCAAAGCCUGCUUUUGUACAGCCUCUGUAUAGUCUCCUUAAAUAAGGGCAGCGGACGUAAUCCAAUCCUUUACACUUGCUCUCAGUUUGUUCUGCACAGAUUUUGCCUGCAGAACAAAUGUGCGAACUAAAAGCUGCUGCUUCUGCUCCAGCAGGACUCCUCUCUUUAGUUCCCUGUAGACUUGGUUUCCAAUGUGUAUCUGAAUUGCGUUUGCCCAGAUCAGCAAGUCUUAUUGGUAGCAGUCUAAUCCAACAGAGAUUCUCACCUGUAGGAAAGUUAACUGCCACAACUGGAAUGAUUCCAAAGAAUUGCAUCAGUUCAAGUAGACUGUAGGACACUUCACAAAAGUGUCUGCUUCAACUCUUGUGGUGACUGUACAAAUCAGAUUGAUUUGCUCUUUUUUUUUGCAGAUUGUUCAUGCUUUCUUUAGGUGAUGGUGAGGAAGAGAAAAUGGGCUAUGACUCUGCCCAUUAUCCAGUCUUGUAAAUUAAAUACUGUGUGCUAGUGAUUUAAAGGGACCUGUCUGUGCAGAACAUAAAAAUUGAGCCACUCUCUAAAAUGUCCACAUGUAUUGAGGCCAAACUUAAUUCACUGUAUAUUUGAAAUGUUUGGCAUUGUGUAAAUUUGUGGUCAUUUUAAUCUGUAUGCUGUGCUUUGAUUGGCUUUCUCUUUCAGUUCCAGUUUGUGGCUUGUAGCACAUGCUCAGAGGCCUCAGUUACAGAUUUUUCCUCAUCACUUGGAGUUCAAAGGACUUAAAGGGGUUUAACCGCAAAGCUCAGUACUGCCACUCUGAGAAUGGUUUACUGUGCAUGUGUUAGUUACGUCACUUUAUGCCCCUUGACCAUUUUUGAAUUAAGACAAGGCUCAUUAAUUCAUAUGUAAUUCAUUAUAUUCGUGCACUUUUUUUAACAGCCCCAUUUUGAUCAUAUUGCUCUGAAAAAGGCUCUCUAGUGGGAACUAACCAGCCUAAAAUUAUUUAGUUUUAGAAGGAUAUAAUUUCAUGAGAUGAAUUUUCACAUACAUUUACAGCAGUGAAUUGUGUGGUUAUAUGGUAUAAACUAAGGUAGCAUAAAGUAUAAAGAAUUAAAUGUGCAUAUCAGUAUGAUGUAAAAUAUUGCUGACUUGGAAUCAAUAGAAGUAAUAUUCUGUGGCAGUACUUUUGCCCAUUUUAAAAAUUCUGUUCGAACAAUUGCCAAAAUCUGUCAGUUCUUUGAAGUCCGUUUUAUGCUGAAAGAUACUUUGUCAUGAAUGUAGUGUUAAUAAUCAGGUAAUGAACCAAAUGCUUUAAUCGGCCUCAGUCAGAUUUGACAGGAUCUCUGUUGGAUGCACCUUAAGGGUGCUACCAAUGAUUAAUACCAUUCCACAAGACUGUUGUAAAUCCCAUCAGCUGAACAAUGAUCUAAUCAGGCAAUGUACAUUUUACAUACUGAUCCCUGACUGCUAACAGAAGUAUCAUGCACAUUUAUUUUUGCCCUAUGUGUUGAAUUUUCAGCCUUAUUUAUUGUUUACUAAUAAAUUCUAGCAGGGUCACGGCCUGCAACUGUCGACUCUUUUCUGUUGCCUUCUGUUUAAAGUUCUCGUGUGGAUUUGCCUGGUCACUUUUGUGACUGCCAUCGUGGUGAGAGGGUGGCCUGCAUGUUGCAGACAUGGGAUUAUCAUUUUUUAAAUUUCCUUUGUAGGGUGUUUAAAAUUUUUAAUACAGAUUAUCUGUAGUGAAAUUGUGUACAGGGAUGCUACAAGGUAUCACUCUGUGUAUUGUACAGAGAAAACGCGAAAAGUUGUGCGUUGUUCUGCUGUAGGUGUCAAUGUCACUUUGAAGUAAAAUUUACAAACCAGGGUUUGUAAACUUUUUUCUGUGUAUAAAAUCCACUUUCUGAACGUAAAAGAUACUUGUUCCCAAUCAUGCUGUGUAAUUUGAGAUGUUAAUGAAAUCCUAACAUACAGGCUCUUUGUUCUGUACAGAAGAAAUGGCAGAAUUUAUUAAUAAAAUGGUCUGCAGGUUUUUAAACUU